Messenger RNA from Lachancea mirantina, 1359 nucleotides. NCBI's taxonomy places the organism in Eukaryota, Fungi, Ascomycota, Saccharomycetes, Saccharomycetales, Saccharomycetaceae. The record is from the annotation of a GenBank genome assembly.
AUGGCAACGGUCCCACUUAGCCGAGUAGACCAACACAAACCUGCAAAUUUUGUGCAGUGCCCAAAGGUUUCAACGGAAUUGUUAGAUUUUCGAGAAACCUACUGGAAGAAGAAAGACGCCGAUGAAACUAUUCAAAAUUCGAUGGACGAUGCACAGGAGCAGAUUUUUUUGGGUUUGAAGCAAAGGGUCCAGGCAAUCAAUCAGGAGACUUGCGAGGCUGGUGAUGAAAACUCGUUUUUCCUGUGCGAUAUCGGUGAGGUCCACAGAUUGUGGGCACAAUGGAAACAGAGACUGCCCAGGGUGCAGCCGUUUUACGCAGUCAAGUCCAACCCAAACAACCGCAUUUUGACAACACUGGCAGAGUUGGGGGCCAACUUUGACUGUGCGUCCAAGUCAGAGAUCGAAACUGUGCUCAGACAAGGCGUCGAUCCCUCCAGAAUUAUCUACGCAAACCCGUGCAAGGCCUCGUCCUUCAUACGAUUCGCUCAAAAAUGCGGAGUGAAAAAAUCUACGUUUGACAACGUCGAAGAGCUCGCCAAGAUCAAAAAGUUCCACCCGGAGUCGGAGCUUUUGCUCAGAAUCGCUACCGACGACUCAAGCGCGCAGUGCCGUCUUUCCACAAAGUACGGAUGCGAGUUGGAGCGCGUCGACGUCUUGCUCGCGAAAGUCAAAGAACUGGGGCUCAAUCUGGUCGGCGUUUCGUUCCACGUGGGCUCGGGUGCGUCUGAUCUGUCAACGUUCUACAAUGCCGUCAAAGAUGCGCGCUAUGUCUUUGAUCGGGCUACAACCAAGUUCGGGCUUCCAGAGCUUCGUCUGCUCGAUGUCGGAGGAGGGUUUCAGCUGGAUUGCUUCGCAGAAUCUACCGAAAUCUUGAACAUGGGACUCGAUGAAUUCUUCCCACCUACCUGCGGCGUCGAUAUAAUAGCAGAACCAGGCAGAUAUUUCUGUGCUAGUUCGUUCACAUUGGCAUGCCACGUGAUUGCUAAGAGAGCCGUCGAGAACAAAGAGUCCAUGCUUUACAUCAACGAUGGUGUCUACGGGAACAUGAACUGCAUUUUGUUCGACCACCAAGACCCGAACCCCAGGGUCCUAUAUCAUGAAAACCAAUUCCACUACAGAGACUUUGGCUCCAGUUCUCGAGUAGCUGUACCUGAAUGCCCGUACAAAGUGUCCAUAUGGGGUCCAACUUGCGAUGGUCUAGACUGUAUCACCAAAGAGCAUUAUAUGAAGUUUGACCUGGAAAUUGGUGACUGGCUGUAUUUCCCAAACUUGGGAGCCUACACAUCAUCGGCUGCGACGCAAUUCAACGGUUUCGAGCAAAUCGUUGAUGUGAUUUACAUCGAGUCCAGUCACGCGUGA